GGCCCUCAGCUGAGGGGAGUCCUACCCUGCAGGACUUAUAUAGCAGUGCUGAAAUCUGACUUAUUUUAGUGGCAUUUUUCUGUGCUGUUUCCAUGCUGCUUUGGUAUUCUAAGCAGUCCCCCAGAUCUAUGCAGUACUCUAAACACAGUAAUGAUGGGACCUUGCACAUAUGGGGUGUGACUGGCAGGAUGACUCCUCGCUCCUUCAGGCUUUGCUGGCAUCAAAGCAGAGCAGAAGCUGCUAUUUCAGACAACCAAAAUAAUCGUGGCCCAAGGCGUGCAAAAGCAUUGGAUGUUUUACUCUCAUUCCUGGCCUUGGAUACCUGAACAUGCACACCAUUCCUAGUGUUAAUUUUUACAACCUGACAAGGCUCAGACCCAGCUGCCACCCUCCAGGUAUGGCUUUGAGCUAAAAACCCUGUACUUUUUACCUCCAAGUGCAAUACUGGCCCUGCAACAGUCAGCUCUCCUCCUUACACAGCUGCUGCUCCACCUGUAAAUGCUCAAAGAAAAUCAAUUAACAGCCCUACUAUUUCUUAUUAGCUUAAGUUCUCUGUAGGUAGCCAGGAUUACUUUUUCUUCCUUACACAAUCAAUCUCUCCUCUCCUUUAGGGAACAAAGCAACAGCAAACAAGACACAUUGCAUAGGAAGCUCUCCUGGAGCCCAGCACGUAAAACAGGGGCCUUGCUCUGCCCUGUUAAUGAGGUUGAUUUACCACGUGUGAGCACCCACAGCUUCCUCAACUACCCUCAGAGCUCACAACCCCCUUCUGCUAAAAAAGAGGUCACAUGCUCACCAAACUCCCUACAGAUCCUACUGCACUUUCCCAGAAGGAAGAAAUCCAAAGGCUGCUGCAGGUAACCGGAGGGAAGUGGGGCUCAUUGGCUUACGGAAAAGCCUCACAGGUGUCUCACCCGGUGAGAACUUCAGGAACCACAGAGCUCUCUCACCAUCCCCCCAUCACCCAGCGGCACUAGCUCCGCUCCGCACACCGCUGCCCCAAAGCGCCGCACCAGGAGCCAGCACAGCCACAGCAACGCCCACAGAGAUCCUCCGGGGUUGGUGCUGCCCCGGGGACACACAGCCCCAAACAGCCACAGAGCACCGCGGACUGAGCCCGAGCCACUGGCGCUCAGCAGCCGUAUGGCGGAACCACCACCCAUCCGGAAGCGGCGCUCUGCUACUUCACUUCCGCUCUGUUCCGCCAUUUCCGCCCCGCGCGCUCUGACGUCACGCAGCCCCACCUCCAAUCAGCGCGAGGCGCUUCCAACUCAAAUCUUCUCCUGGGCGCUGCGCGCGCUCUGUGAGAGGCACAGGGCGGGACGGGGCGGGGACGGGCCGCCACCACAGCGGGACCGGGAGCCCGGGGCGCGAGGGGACAGCCCGCAGCGGAACAGCCCGCAGCCCCGCGCCGCGAUGAUCGCCACGCCCCGCCGUGGGGAGAUGCCGUUCCAGGCGGUGUUCCUCAGCUCCAUCCCCGCGGGCACGCUCACCCCGCUGAAGGACCUGCGCUGUCGGGGUAACUCCGCGCUCUGCCCGCCCGCCCGCCCGGCGCCGGGCCCCGUGCUGCAGUCCACGCUGCUGGAGGGCGGCGCGGGCGCGCGGGAGCCGCUGGAGAUCAGCGAGAUCCGCCCCGGGCCCGGACCGCCACCGCCGAAGCGCCGCGCGCGCGAGCCGCCCGCCCAGCAGUCCCCCGCCGCGGCCUUCCUGAGGAUGAAGAUGAAGACCAGGGCCGGCGGCGGCAGCGACCGCAUCCUGACGCCCGGCGGGCCCGGGCCGCGCGUUGCGGGCGGGGGACAGCGCAGGGCCGCGGAGCCGCCCAGGAGAGAAUUACCGUGCAUUCGGAUUCCUCAGAACCAGGCUGUGAAAAUGUUAAACGUAGACCCCAUUGUAUUGGAAUCUCCUCAGAAGUUCUUCUUGCGCGUAAAGCAGAAAUUGCAGCAGAAGCAGCAGCAAAAAGAUCCAACAUUUUCAAGCCCAAACAAGCAGAACAUUCGUCCUCCCCCAGCUGCAGAAAAGCCCGUAGUCAAAUCUGCUUUUGGUGAGCUGCUCCCAAAUGCUCAGACAGAGCAUGUGGCCACCAAUAAGGACAAUGAGGAUAAUUUCCUUGUGGAAUCGAUGGAUGCUGAUGAUGAAAUGUCUCUAAAUACAGUAACUAGUACUGUGGGUUUCCAUUCUACCCCUCCUGACCCUGGGGAUCAGUUAGAAAGAAGAUGUGGAAAUAGAGAAGCAAAGCGUACUGAACUUCAACAGGAGAAACGGCGGUUGCAGCCAGGCGAUCAGCGAGCUGAGCACAGAGCAGAAAAGAUAUUGGAGACUGCAACUCAAAAACCCUCACAGCACUUCUGUAAUGUUGUGCUCUCUACUCCUGAAGCCUGCAUGCCAAGGAAGGAGAAGCAGAAAGAAAACUGUAAUGGCCCGUUGGAUAAACCUCAGGCAGAUCAGAUCGCUGUCGCUGCUGAGAAAGAGAAAAGAAUCUGCCUUUCUAGCUGGCGCAUUAAAGUGAUGAAUGGUAACACUGCAAUAUGUGUUGAAGGAAAACGAAAAGAUAUGAAGGAUAUGUUAUGGCAUAGUAAUGCAGUUGUAGAACGUGUAGCACACAACCAAGUUAAAACAUCAUCUGGCAAUAUCUACUUGCUACAGGGAAAUAUAGAUUCUGUUUCAAUGAGAAAAGAAGGAUUUUCCUAUCAGUUCACAAAAAGAUUUACAUCUGGGUUUUCCAAAAGGUGGAAGGAAUAUGUUGAGGAGUUCCUCAGGGGAUUAAGAAGGAAAGAGCGCAAAAAAAAGAUGGGUGAGGAUGAAAAUGAAGAGAGAGAUUCAGUGGUGGAUACAGAUAAGGUGCAAAGUGCAGAAGACUCAGCAAGAAAUGUAAGGAAACGUGAAACAAGGAACACUACGUAUGAAGUGUUAUCAAGGAAAGAUGAACACACUUAUCAAACACCAAAACACAAACCCAUACUGAACAGCUCCAAUGGGAUCUACACUCGUAGCGGCCGUCUGGUCAAACCACCGCUCAGCUUCUGGUGUGGGGAGCGUGAGUUUGUGGAUCGGGAGCUAAAUGUUACUAUACAGAAAGGUGGGACAGAUUAUCUGAGCAUGAUGUAUAGUACUGAAAACCCCAAAAGAAAGACCAGUUCACUCUCUAAGCUGAAGGAAAGAAAGGAUUCAACAAAGACAGUGGAAGAAAAAACAAAAGGCCAAGAUAAAGGGAACAGUGAAGAAAAAAGAAUAAAAACUAAAAACAAAGCCACGUCCACUGGAAGCAGAGAGGCCAGGUGCUUUAUUUCAGAUGAUGAAAAUGACCAUGCAAGUGAUAUUAAUAAAAUCAAAGUGUGGCUUUCCAAUAAGGAGACUCACUUAAAUACUGGAGAUAGAAACAAGCGUGACUAUAAUAGCAGAAACAUGGGAACAAGAAAAGAAAAGACGGGAAAAGAAUAUGGAGAAAUGGCUACAGGUCAGAACAUGUAUUCCUUAAGGUCAGCCAAAAAGCCUUUUCAAGGUAAGCCUUUAACAGAGGAAUUCUCAAGCAAAGAUGGGGAAGAGGAAUCCAGUGACUAUAUCCAAUUGACUGUCAAAAGGAAAAAUAAACCUUUUUUGCCAAAAGAGAUUCAAAACUCUGAAUCUUCGUCUACCUGUGAAAGGCUGCAGGGCAGCACAAGCGAGGUGUCAAGUGGACUCCAGGCAGACACACGCUGCACUGCUGCCUCCCAUACUAUGCAGCUGAGGCAAAGGAUACCUGCCUUCAUCGAGAGUUCGGAUUCCUCUGAAGGAGAAACCUCUUCUGGUGAGGAAUAUCACGCAAAGGAGAAGAGAUCAGAAGUAUCCAAUAAAAAAGCAAAGAGGGAUGUUUGUAAUACUACCAAGCCUUCAACAGGAAAACCAAGUGAAUCCAAGGGGGAUAAGGUGCACAAAACUCUCGAUUUUUUUUCAAAGGCAGCUGAUGAUUGGUCUCAAAAGGAACUGCAGAAGCUGCACAGGGCAGUCGCUUCGUUUCCAAAGCACAAGAAUGGUUUCUGGGUGGAUGUAGCGAUGGCUGUUGGAUCUCGUUCUGCUGAGGAUUGCCAUUGGAAAUACACAGAAGAACAGGCAAAAGCUUCCAAAAGACCUGCUGUAAAAAAAACCACGUCAGGAAAGCCAGAACAGAAAGAUAAGGCAGAGCCAGUCGCGAUAACUGCCAAAGUGGGAACCUUCAAAAGAAAGCAGCAGAUGAGAGAUUUCCUGGACAAUUUACCAAAGGAUGACCACGAUGAUGUUUUCACUGCUACACCCUUUCAAAACAGGAGAGUGAGGUUGCCAACAUUCCUGGGAAGCCAUGAUGAGGAGGAGGAUGAUGAUGAUGACUUUGCACUUACAAACAACCCAAUCACACCUUCCUCAGCUGUCUUCCCUCUGGCGAAAACCCCUCAGUGUGAGCACAUCAGCCCUGGCAUGCUGGGACCUAUCAACAGGAAGGACUGCGACAGACACGUGUUCAGGAUGCAGAAAACUCAGGGCUGCAGGAGCAGCUGGGACAACGUGAAGAAGCAGCAGGCUGCUGCUCUGCACGGCACGCCAGCUUCGAGCAGAACCAAGUCCACCUUUGGUAAAAAAGUGCAGCAGAACCCUGCUGUAGGGAAGCUCUUUGUGGCUGAGGCAGCAGAUACAUCAGAGGAAGAACAGGAAGAUUCCUAUUUUUCUGUUUGAACUUCUGGAGGUUUUAUUCAGUCUUUAUGAACUUGUAUAAAAAAAAAAAGAAGCCCAAAGGAGGGGCUUCAGCCACCUCUCUGUUGUGCUUCUGCUUGAAGCUCAUUUUGGCUGACCUGACCAGCAGUGGGGCUGUGGUUGCAGUACGUUGCCAGUUGGGUGCUGUUCAGCACUGAGGAUGGCUUCUCCUCCUGUGUACAAAGUGGAACUUCCUUGCCCAGGUUCCUCCCUUCCUUUGUCCCAUUUCUCCUGCUGAAGGGAGAAAUGUACUCCCAUAGAUUGGUUCACUCUUAAGAUAAAAUCUAGAAAUAUUGCUGUACAGUACAUUUUUAGUAACAGUUUGUAAUGAAUUGAAAGUGUUUUAUAUUUCGCUGAGAAUUUUCUUUAACGUGAAUGUAGCGGCACUUUUAUGAGCUCUUGAGAAGCAGCUGUCUGAAAUUGGUAGGGACUGUUACGUAAGCACUCACUUUUCUUUUAAAAUACUGAUUCCUGCCCCCUGUCAGCAAUGCUCAGUACUUUUAGUGUAGUGCAGAAGAAUAAAGCUUUGAGCAUCUCUUUUCUCUGAAUGGGAGGUAACAGGAAAAAAGUAAUUUGUAGUUCUUCAGCUCAGGAACUUCAGUGCAGGCUGUCACCCUCUGGGCCCCGUGCUUGGGCUGCUGGGUGCACCUUUUUGCCUCCUUACUGCCAAAGCCUUCAUGUGCUCUGAAAUAAACCUGCAGGACUUUCA
Gallus gallus (chicken) is the source of this 5410-nucleotide messenger RNA. RefSeq names its product MIS18 binding protein 1 (gene MIS18BP1). The transcript is spliced from 16 exons. The record is from RefSeq and is a predicted model, not a curated record. NCBI's taxonomy places the organism in Eukaryota, Metazoa, Chordata, Aves, Galliformes, Phasianidae. The coding region runs from base 1144 to 4683 and encodes 1179 amino acids.